AUGCCAGUAAAAUGUCCGAACAAAAGUAAAAAAAUGAAGACUAGAGAGCUGGUUAUUGACGAGGCUAGGGGCUUUCUUAGUAUUGGGGGCCGACGAUCGCUGCCACCCAGAGGACUUGAUUGCUUCGAGGAUGAAAAUUAUUUCUUCUCAGAUGAGGAAGAGACUAUCCCCAGAAAGGUUGCUCCCAAGAAGAAAAUUGUGCCCUCAAUCGAUUACUUAAUGAAUUCAAUAGCUAGUUGGCAAUGGGCCGAAGUGGACGAAGUGCAGUUGCCUGUCGUUAUCCGUGAUGGAAUCCAAUAUGCCGCGGUCAUCAUGAUCCAAGUCAAACUUCUCUCCAAAUUUCCCUAUGGAUUCUCUGACGAAGCUCUGAAAAAGCAUAAACAAGCAUUGGUCUCGAGACGUAUGACAGAAAUGGAAGCCUGUCUUUUCAACUGCGUGAACGCCUGUUCUCGAAAGUUCAACUUAGGUUUUCAUAUGUAUUCUGCCAACGACGAGGUUGUUACAUUGGCAGAAGCUGUCCAAUUUUACUUUCAACUGAAAGAACAUUUCUUGCACAACCUCACUGAACAGUACAAAAACAAAGAGGAUACACCUAGCAGUAAUUCGAAUUCGGGCUCAAACUCACAUUCAAAAUGCAACCCUAGUUCCGACUCAGUAGAAGAUGUCAAGUUCAAGUCUAGUUCUAAGAGUAUCAUGGCCUCCAUCCAUGAUCGUUGUAGGGAAAUUCAUGACAUGAACAUCAGAGAUAUGAUCAGCAAUGAAGACUUCUUCACUAAACUUGGUCAGAAACUGAUGAAAGAAGAAAAUGUCAAAGAUCUUAUACCUCCCAAGUACUGUACUGGCUUUCAUAUCCCUAAUGAAGAAGCAGAGGUUACCGAUGACUUGGAACAAGGUUGGAUGAGAAUGAGAGAUCAGUUUGAUGGAAAUGCAUAUUCUGUUCAUGGUCUGAAAUCUUCCACCAUGGAGCAUGCCUCUACCGAAUUGGCUGUUCUUGAGAGAAUGCAGAUAUCAAUUCUUAAAAGAAUUGUGCUACAGCGUGCUUCAAGAGCAUUGUUCGUGAAGACUAAGUAUACCGAUCAGCUGAGAACGCUCCAUAACAGGAUGGAAAAGUCUCUUGAGGAUAGCUCAGUUCCACUUUUUGAUCAGAUAAAUGAUAGUACCGAUUCCAUACCUCCUUUCCUCAGCAGUUUCCCUGAUGUUGCCUCAACUACAAGUGCUGCAGAUACUCCGUCGAGUAUGAACGAUUUUGUUUCUGCAAUUCUUCAUCCUGGCAUGUCUUCUAUGCUUGAAACAGAUACUACUUCUGUUCUUCUGCCUGCUCUUGUACCGGCUGAGGGUGAUGUUCCUGCUCAAGCUGAUGUUCCGGCUCCAGAUGCUGCAAUCGUUCCUGCUUCAGUUACAGUUCCGUCUAUUUCUCCAGCAAUGCCACCUGCUACAGUUCCAGCUUUGCCUUCAGCUUCAGCUUCGUGCUCUGAGGCUUCUCCGGCUUCUGAUACGAUACCAUCUUCUAUUCCCACUCCUUCAGUCUGUACUCUUGCUCCUAUCUCUAUCGAAGAUUCUAUGUGUAUUAGUGGUUCUUCUGGAUCGUCCACUUGUGACCGUGGCAACGAUGAUGAGCCCAGCUCAUCAGUAGUUGAGGUGGAAGACGGACCAAGCACAUCUUCUGUGAAUGUUGUGCCUGUAUCAACUUCAAGUGUUCUCGUGGAAAAUGGUUGUGAAGCGAACACUUCUGUUUCUAAGUCUGAAAAUGAUCUAGUCACUCCAACAGAACAAAUCAAACCUGAAUCUAGUAGCUCUAUAGAAGUCAAAGAGAAGUCCAGUGUUGCUGAAGUGGAGGUUACGGACGAACCGUCAACUUCAUCAAACUAA
Auanema sp. JU1783 is the source of this 1869-nucleotide messenger RNA. The record is from the annotation of a GenBank genome assembly. NCBI's taxonomy places the organism in Eukaryota, Metazoa, Nematoda, Chromadorea, Rhabditida, Rhabditidae.